This is a messenger RNA of Anastrepha obliqua, 4438 nucleotides long. It is a transcript of the gene Polr3A, whose product is annotated as DNA-directed RNA polymerase III subunit RPC1. The transcript has 13 exons. Gene Ontology annotation, biological process: DNA-templated transcription. NCBI's taxonomy places the organism in Eukaryota, Metazoa, Arthropoda, Insecta, Diptera, Tephritidae. Gene Ontology annotation, molecular function: DNA binding; DNA-directed RNA polymerase activity. Bases 174 to 4307 code for a protein of 1377 amino acids. The record is from RefSeq and is a predicted model, not a curated record.
ACUUCGCGUUUUGGCAUUUAUGGUGAACGUACCAAAUAGCAACAAAAAUGCAAAGCGGUAUCAAGAAUGAUAAAAGUUCUCUACAACCUGAAUCGGCGUGUUGUAUAUUUCAUGUAUUGUUGAAGUCACAUUUUUGUUGAAAUAGUAAAUCUUUUUAAUUUUCCUGCUUAAAAAUGCCGAAAGAGCAGUUUCGCGAAGCAGAUGUCAUAAAAAAAAUUUCCCAUGUGCAAUUUUGCAUUAGCAGCCCAGAAGAAAUCCAGCAGGAAGCGCAUUUACGUAUUGUUUCAAAAAACUUGUAUCAAGGGCAACGUCAACCUGUUCCUUAUGGCGUGCUGGAUAAGCGCAUGGGUGUAAGCACCAAAGAUGCCACCUGUGAUACUUGUGGCCAGGGUUUAAAUGAGUGUAUUGGUCAUUUUGGUUACUUGGAUCUUGCUUUACCAGUAUUUCACGUAGGUCAUUUCCGUGCAACAAUUUCAAUUUUACAGAUGAUUUGCAAAAGUUGCUCGCAUGUAAUGCUUCGGGAGCAGGAUAAGCGCAUAUUCGAGAAGAAGCUGCUAAAUCCAGACCUGUCGUAUUUAGCAAAGAAGUCGUUGCACGGCCAAAUUUUAGGUAAAGCAAAAAAACUGGCAAAAUGUCCCAACUGUGAUGCUCCUAGUGGAGGCGUUAAGAAAGGUCAAGGACUACUAAAGAUACUGCAUGACCCAUGCAAAGGAAAAAAACCAGACGCUGUCAUGAGUGAUGCGCUAAACGAGUUAUUGCUAGCGACAGAAAAUAAUCGCGAACUUCAACAAACCUUAACAUCUCACAACCAAGUAGAGGAACUAAAUCCAUUAACAGUAUUGGAAUUGUUUAAAAGUAUACCGAAAAGUGAUAUACCUUUGCUUGGUAUGACUUCCGGGUAUGCUAGUCCAGCAAAUUUAAUAGUGACGCGCAUUUUUGUACCACCAGUUUGCAUACGUCCCUCGGUUUUGUCCGAAGUUAAAGCUGGAACUACUGAAGACGAUUUGACAAUGAAACAAAGCGAAAUAUUGCUCAUCAACGAUGUUAUCCAAAAACAUAUGACUGGCGGUGGCAAAAUCGAACUUAUUCAAGAAGAUUGGGACUUUUUACAACUACACGUUGCACUGUAUUUUCACAGCGAACUCUCUGGUAUUCCACUAAAUAUGGCGCCGAAAAAGAUGACACGAGGUAUUGUGCAACGCUUAAAGGGCAAACAGGGUCGCUUUCGUGGCAAUUUAUCUGGCAAACGUGUUGACUUCUCUGGACGCACAGUCAUAUCACCCGAUCCUAACCUAAUGAUACACCAAGUAGGCGUACCGGAACGCGUCGCCAAAAUACUUACCUAUCCGGAGCGUGUAAAUCCCGCAAAUAUACAAAAGAUGAAAGAGCUCGUGAAAAAUGGCACACAGAAACAUCCAGGUGCCAAUUAUGUACAACAACGGGGUUCAACAUUCAAAAAGUAUCUCGCAUACGGUAAUCGUGACAAAGUUGCGCAUGAUCUAAUGUGUGGUGACAUUGUCGAGCGACAUUUAUGCGAUGGCGAUAUAGUGCUCUUCAAUCGCCAACCCUCAUUGCAUAAAAUGUCUAUUAUGUGCCAUCAGGCUAAGGUGCAACCACAGCGAACAUUCCGUUUCAAUGAAUGCGCAUGCACACCGUAUAAUGCUGAUUUCGACGGUGAUGAAAUGAAUUUACAUUUGCCACAGACAGAGGAGGCACGUGCGGAAGCACUUAUACUCAUGGGCAAUAAAUCCAAUUUGAUUACACCUAAAAAUGGAGAAAUACUCAUUGCGGCAACACAAGAUUUCAUUACAGGCGGCUACCUAUUGACACAAAAAGACGAAUUUCUUACUAAGGAACAGGCUAUGCAACUGGCUGCAUGCUUUCUAGCUGGACCAGAUGCUAAUAUGCGGAUCGAUAUGCCACCGCCGGCAAUAUUAAAACCACGAAAACUCUGGACGGGCAAACAAAUAUUCAGUCUACUCUUGCGUCCUAACACACAAUGUCCUGUAAAGGCGAAUUUGAUAACAAAAGGGCGCAACUACACUAGUAACUACGACUUGUGUGUGCGAGAUUCGUGGGUCAUUGUGCGUAAUUCAGAACUCAUUUGUGGUUCAAUGGAUAAGAGCACACUGGGUUCUGGUACGAAAAAUUGCAUAUUCUAUGCUAUAUUGCGGGACUUUGGAGAAUUGUACGCCACCAAAUGCAUGUGGCGUUUAGCGAGGAUCGCUUCAUAUUUCAUACAAAAUCGUGGCUUCUCCUUUGGCAUCAGCGAUGUUACACCAAGCAAUAAGCUGCUGGAGGAAAAACAAAAAUUAUUGGAAAAUGGUUAUGCUAAAUGCGAUGAAUAUAUUUUAGAGAUGAAAAAGGGUACAUUACAAUGUCAACCAGGUUGUACACCCGAGCAAACGCUCGAAGCAGUAAUGUUGCGUGAGCUCUCAUCCAUUCGUGAACAGGCAGCUAAAGCUUGCUUCCGUGAGCUGCAUCCUACGAAUAGUGCACUUAUUAUGGCGCUGUCCGGUUCGAAAGGCUCCAACAUCAAUAUUUCACAGAUGAUUGCAUGUGUCGGUCAGCAGGCCAUUAACGGCAAGCGGGUGCCAAAUGGAUUUGAGAAUCGUGCUUUGCCACAUUUCGAGAAAUUCUCGGCUAUACCGGCAGCCCGUGGAUUUGUGCAAAAUAGUUUCUACUCUGGUCUGACGCCUACGGAAUUUUUCUUUCAUACAAUGGCUGGUCGUGAAGGUUUGGUCGAUACAGCUGUCAAAACAGCCGAGACUGGCUAUCUACAGCGCCGAUUAGUGAAGUGCCUGGAAGAUCUGGUCGUGCAUUAUGAUGGUUCCGUGCGUAAUGCCAUCGGUGAAAUAGUUGAGCUAAUCUAUGGUGGCGAUGGUUUAGAUCCAGUUUUUAUGGAAGUUAAAAACAAACCAGUAGACAUGGUGCGCCAAUUAAAUCAUUUACGAGCUACAGUAUCAGAUCGCAAAAGCACACCACUAGCAGCGUCUGAAAUUACGCCGGUGGCACGUAAAAUACUAGCAGAUGAUGAGUUUACCAUGAGUCGAAAAGAUUUCCAAAACGAAAUUAUUGCUUUCAUUGAAAAAGUAGCACAAAAGAUCGCGGACGUGCAGGCAAAGUACAGACGACAUCCGAAAUUGGCGCACGAAAUUGAACGCUUCACCGAAGAACAAAUUCGCACUUUUAUGCGUUGGGUCAAUGAUAAAUACAAUCGUGCCGUUACUGAGCCUGGCACGGCUGUGGGUGCCGUAGCUGCGCAAAGUAUAGGUGAGCCAGGCACACAAAUGACACUGAAGACGUUCCAUUUUGCUGGUGUUGCUUCUAUGAACAUCACACAGGGUGUACCGCGUAUUGUUGAAAUUAUUAAUGCAACAAAAACAAUUUCGACACCAAUCAUAACAGCCGAAAUUGAAAACAACACGAACAUGGAAUUUGCGCGUAAAGUGAAGGCGCGCAUUGAGAAAACAACGCUGGGAGAGAUCUCAUCGUACAUUGAGGAAGUAUACAGGCCAGAUGAUUGCUUCUUAGUCAUACGUUUGGAUUUAAAUCGUAUUCGGGUUUUAGGUUUAGAAAUUAAUGCUGAGACUGUGCGUUACUCUAUUUGCACCUCAAAAUUACGCAUAAAACCAGCGCUGGUAGAUGUUGUCGGUGCUUCAGUGAUCACAGUGCAUAUUGAUACGUCAAAACAUGGUGCCACACUCAACGCUGAAUUGCAACGUCUCACUAUAUCUAUACAGAAUGUCGUCGUAGCUGGUUUAUCGAAUAUUUCACGUGCCGUUAUCGCAAUAGAUGACGCGCGCACACCGUCCACUUACAAGCUAUGUAUUGAGGGCGCUGGUUUGCGCGAUGUUAUGGCCACGUUUGGCGUUGUGGGCACGCGCACCAAGAGCAACAACAUCUGGGAAGUGUACAAUACAUUAGGCAUUGAGGCAGCGCGCACUACCAUUAUGACUGAAAUAACCGAUGUGAUGGAAGGUCAUGGCAUGAGCGUGGAUCAUCGUCAUAUAAUGUUGCUGGCCAGUCAGAUGACCUCGCGCGGUGAGGUGUUGGGUAUAACGCGACAUGGGCUGGCAAAAAUGCGAGAGAGUGUAUUUAAUUUGGCAUCGUUUGAAAAAACCGCCGAUCAUCUAUUCGAUGCCGCUUACUUUGGCCAAAUCGAUGCCGUGGAUGGUGUUUCGGAGCGUAUUAUUCUAGGCAUGCCUGCCUCAAUUGGUACUGGACUAUUUAAGCUUAUACACAACCACGAGGACACCGCAUUGCCGCAAGUGGAACCACCAAUAUUUCAGACCGUUACAGCGUGACCCCUUUGGUGAAGUGAAUAUAAAUAUUUCGGUGAUAUUUUCGUGUUAUUUAAAAGAAAGAACUGUUAAGAAGUACUGUUAAUUUUAUGUUUGUAAGCGGCAAAACGCGAAAAAUAUAUUUAAAAAUAAUA